UUAGUGAAUUGUCACUUUCAAUUUAAUAGAUGCUGAUUGAACAUUUGAACAAUGAGAUAACCUUAUCUGUCAAUUUCCAAUGGAGAAGCUGCCACAUCAGAUUCAUGCAAAUAUGCCCAAAAUGUCCACCUCUCAUUCCACGCAUGCCUCCACCGCCCUUUCCACUCAAAGCAAAACGCAAAAUCACACCAAACCCAUUUCCUAAUUAUACACACAAGCAUCAAGCAAGUUAAGAGCUAGCAGGGGAAGAAGAAACAACCUAUAGAAAAGGAAUGGCUUCCACUUCUGCAGUUUCAGUGGCAAUGCCACUAACUUACACCAGCCAGAAGAGGGUGGUGAUGAAUAGCUCCGAGGCAUUCUUCAAUCCACCGCCUCUUCGGUCUUCAAAGGCUACGGAAUCUUUGAAACGCAAUGGAAGAUUUCAAGUUAGGGCUUCCAUGAAGGAGAAAGUUGUAUCGGGGCUCACAGCGGCAGCAUUGACAGCUUCAAUGGUGGUUCCUGAUGUGGCUGAAGCGGCCGUUUCACCUUCUCUCAAGAACUUCUUGCUCAGCAUUGCAGCUGGGGGAGUUGUGGUUGUAGUCAUUAUAGGUGCGGUGAUCGCUGUGUCCAAUUUCGAUCCCGUCAAGCGACGCUGAUAAAUUUCUGUUGUGCUGCUCGGGACCUUUUUUUUUCCUUUUCUUAUCAUGAUGUGUAUAUCAGUAUAUGUAAUGUUCUUCAGUAAUGAAUUGAACUGUCUUGUGUGUUAACUAAUAUCUAACUUUUGAACUCAACUUGAGCAGAAGCUUCUCAAUUAUUUAAA
Messenger RNA from Medicago truncatula (barrel medic), 799 nucleotides. RefSeq lists its product as uncharacterized. The transcript has a single exon. Bases 273 to 635 code for a protein of 120 amino acids. Gene Ontology annotation, cellular component: membrane; photosystem II. NCBI's taxonomy places the organism in Eukaryota, Viridiplantae, Streptophyta, Magnoliopsida, Fabales, Fabaceae. The record is from RefSeq and is a predicted model, not a curated record. Gene Ontology annotation, biological process: photosynthesis.